CCGUCAACAACUCUCACCAUGAUAACCAUAAUACCCCCGCGAUGCCUUUCGAUGGAGUGCGGUUGACCUCUUAAUCUCUAAUACUCUGUCACACUACCGUCAUGAUUGAAAACACGGUUCCCAAGUACCUGCUGAUCAGGACGUGCAUUCUUGGAUUUCGCGCCAUCACGCCCUUCAGCAUUUUCUGGGUCUCUUUCAGCAUCGCAGAGCCCCCACAUACGGCCUUUCGUCGCUUUCUCCUCGCGUGGAGCAUCAUAGAGACUGCCUUCUGGCUGCUCGUCUACCUACCCCGCAAGCGCGCGCUUCAAGCCUCUGCGCAGCACCCGCCGCCCCUCGAGAAGGAGGAGAGGAAGGAACUCUUCUGGCGAUGCUGGGAUAAGAUCCCUCACCCCGAGUACUACGUCAGCAGAUGGUUUCUGGGCGCGAGACCAGGCGAAAUACGACGCGAGAAUGUGCGCGAGUUCUUUGCGUGGGCGCUGCUGAACCGCGGCACUGAGAGCGACGAAGAGCGGAGGAAGAGGCGACAGGCGCACCCAGCGGAAACCAAUGCUGAGGACGACGAGCUGAACGAGUAUGCGGAUGGCAUAGAGACGAUGCUUGAGAGGAAGUUGGCGCCUGGCAUGGGCAGCGCAAAGAGCUUGCGCUUGACUAUCGACCAAGUCAACAUGGCGCAUCGGCCGUUUGUGUGGUACAUGAUCGUGAUGCUAGUCGAUACCCUCACCGCCGCUCGUCUGCGCUACUACGGCUUCCUGCUGUUUCGCACCCACCUUCGUUCCUCGCUGGCUAUCUUCCCACCGCGACUCGCCAACCUCACUACGCGCAACAUCUCAUCCGCGCCUGGUCUGAGUUACUGGUACAGACCACACACCUCGAGGACGCGACUACCGAUCCUCUUCGUACACGGCAUCGGCAUCGGCCUGCACCCAUAUGUCGAGUUCUUCAACGAGAUAAACAAGCAUGAUCCGCUUGCCGCACAAGAUGGUCAGGUCGGCAUUAUUGCUGUGGAAAUCAUGCCUGUCAGCUUCCGCAUCACUGGGGCGAUUCCAGACAAAGACAACAUCUGUCGCCAGAUCAACAUGAUUCUGGAACGCCAUGCUUUCGACAAAGUUGUACUCGCAAGUCACUCUUACGGCUCCGUCAUCUCUACCUACCUUCUUCGGGACCCCAUCACCGCUGCCAAAAUCGGCCCGAUGGUCUUCAUCGACCCUGUUACAUUCCUGUUACAUCUUCCGGAUGUGGCGUACAACUUUACAGCGCGUCGACCUAGAGGCGCGAACGAGCACCAGCUCUAUUACUUCGCCUCGACCGACAUGAUGGUUGCGCAGACCCUGGCGCGCCAGUUCUUCUGGGCACAAAACAUACUGUGGAAGGAGGAUCUCAAAGACCGGGACGUAACUGUCAGCCUCGGAGGCAGGGAUCUGAUAGUGGACACCGAGACGAUUGGGAAGUACCUAAAUGGUGCUGACCUCAAGGGCGAGGACAGAUCCUGGAAGGACUCGGAGUGGAGAGGCCACGGCACAGAGACGAUUUGGUGGCCUACUGCAGACCACGCACAGGUGUUUGAGAGGCAGGACGGUAGGACGAGAUUAGUGCAUGUCCUGAGAGAGUACGUGAAGCGUAAAGCGGAGGAGGAAGAGGUACAAGAGUUUCCCGGGCAAUAAUGCAUAUCCUUGUACCUGCAUUCAGGGUCUUGCCGCUUUGUCGCAUUAUCCAGGUAGAUCAACGUCAGCUUCGUCGGUAGUUUAAUCUACGUUUUGUCGAUGCAGUCUACGGGAAGCCGUAAUUCAUUUUGCGGGGGUCCGUCCGGAC
Molecule: messenger RNA, 1809 nt
Organism: Alternaria rosae
Lineage: Eukaryota; Fungi; Ascomycota; Dothideomycetes; Pleosporales; Pleosporaceae
Exons: 2
Coding region: 102-1661 (519 amino acids)
Source: RefSeq, a predicted model, not a curated record